GACCUGUGAUGCUACGGCACUCUACCCAGGGCGACAGCUUGAGGCUCUGUCUCAAAAAAAAAAAAAAAAAAAAAUAUUUGAAGCCAUGGUCCUAGGUGAAAUCAUGGAGGGAAUGAGGAGUGUGGCCAAAGAAGAGAACCUAGGCAUCUUUGAAUGAGUCAGAAAGAGAGGAAGAGAGGUCACAAGGGGAAGGAGUACCAGGUGAGGGUGUGUCCCAGAGCCAAGGCAGGUUCCAUGUUGCCGAGGAGGGUGAGUCACCCUGUCAGGUGCUGACGGUGGAGCAGAAGACGAGUACUGAGGACUGCCCAGCCAUGGGAAAGCAGCAGGGAGGUCUUUGGAGAUUGGCCUUGGCAAAAGCACUUUUAGGAAGCAGUGUACUUCUCCUUAACCUGAUGUGUCCCAGUGGCCUGGACAAUGCCGGAAAAACAACUAUUCUCAAGAAGUUCAAUGGAGAAGAUAUUGACACCAUCUCCCCGACACUGGGGUUCAAUAUCAAGACCCUGGAGCACCGAGGAUUCAAGCUAAACAUCUGGGAUGUGGGCGGCCAGAAGUCCUUGCGGUCCUACUGGCGGAACUACUUUGAGAGUACUGACGGCCUCAUCUGGGUGGUGGACAGUGCUGACCGCCAGCGCAUGGAAGACUGCCAGAGGGAGCUCCAGAGCCUGUUGGUGGAGGAGCGCUUGGCUGGAGCAACCCUUCUCAUCUUUGCCAACAAGCAGGACCUGCCUGGAGCAUUGUCCUCUAACGCCAUCCGAGAGAUGGCAAAGCAAGCUCAGAGGAAUUAUGUAACUACCCAAGGUCACACAGCCAGCCUUGGAACUGGACUCCAUCCGCAGCCACCACUGGUGCAUCCAGGGUUGCAGUGCCGUGACCGGGGAGAACCUGCUGCCUGGCAUCGACUGGCUCCUGGAUGACAUUUCCAGCCGUGUAUUCACAGCUGACUGAGCUACUCUGGAUGCUGCCCCCUAGCCAUCCAGGUCCCCACCCCUGCUCUCACCAGACACUAUCCAUGGGGGGAUAGGAGCCAGCCGGACUAACACUCCCCUCCCCUGCUACAACCUGUAACCUGCUGCUGCUACUGCUGCCUGCUGCUGCUCCGUGGCCAGCCGGCUCCCAUGGUUGGAGGGCUGUAUUCUGGCUGUCACUCUGGUUCCUGAUCUGGCUUGCAACUGCCCUAACAAGAAGAGAGAGCUGGGGCUGGGAGGGCCUGCCUUGGCAGUUACUGGGGCUGUGGGCUUCAUCCUUUGCUCAGCUGUGAGAAUAAACCACUCUUUGCCCUGGUU
This is a messenger RNA of Nycticebus coucang (slow loris), 1283 nucleotides long. It is a transcript of the gene ARL2, whose product is annotated as ADP ribosylation factor like GTPase 2. Gene Ontology annotation, molecular function: GTP binding; GTPase activity. NCBI's taxonomy places the organism in Eukaryota, Metazoa, Chordata, Mammalia, Primates, Lorisidae. The transcript has 6 exons. Bases 312 to 914 code for a protein of 200 amino acids. The record is from RefSeq and is a predicted model, not a curated record. Gene Ontology annotation, biological process: protein folding. Gene Ontology annotation, cellular component: cytoplasm; microtubule cytoskeleton.